Molecule: messenger RNA, 192 nt
Organism: Alternaria burnsii
Lineage: Eukaryota; Fungi; Ascomycota; Dothideomycetes; Pleosporales; Pleosporaceae
Exons: 1
Source: RefSeq, a predicted model, not a curated record
AUACCUCUGCUAAUUUCUAGACUUUUAGAGGAACUAAUAUUUGCGCUAAUAAGUCUAAUACUUUUUAUAGUAACUAUAAUAAGCUUAAAGUAUAGCUACUCUAAGUUAACUAAUACUUCUACCUUAAAGGAGAUAAGAUUAAAAAUAAAGAUAAAGUUGUUUAGGCCUCUAUCUUCUUCUAAAGAUACGUAG